ACGCGGAGUGCCCGGAGCCACGCCCAAACCAAUCUCCCAGUUUUUUUUCCUCUCUCUCUCCAUCUUCACCUCCCAUGGAUCCCGACACCGAAGUCCAACUCGACCUCGCCCCCUUCAUCCGCAUCUACAAGAGCGGCCGCAUCGAACGCCUCGUCGGCACUGACGUCGUCCCCGCCUCCGUCGACCCCGCCACCGGCGUCACCUCCAAAGACGUCACCAUCGACCCAUCCACCGGCGUCUCCGCCCGCCUCUACCUCCCCACCACCACCAACAAAACCAAGCUCCCCGUCCUCAUCUACAUCCACGGCGGCGGCUUCGUCAUCGAGACCGCCUUCUCCCCCACCUACCACAACUACCUCAACUCCCUCGUCUCCCAAGCCCAGAUCCUCGCCGUCUCCGUCGACUAUCGCCGCGUCCCGGAGCACCCGCUCCCUGCCGCGUACGACGACGUCUUGGCCGCCGCCAAGUGGGUCGCCUCCCACGCCGCUGGAAGCGGCGGCCCCGAGCCUUGGCUCUCCGAGCACGGCGACCUCAACCGCGUCUUCUUGGCCGGCGACAGCGCCGGCGCCAAUAUUGCCCACAACGUGACGCUGCGCGCCGGGAAGACAGAUCUCGGAUCUGGGAUGCGGAUCAAAGGAUUGCUUUUAGUCCAUCCGUUCUUCUGGGGGUCGAAGCCGGUGGGAUCGGAGAGCACGGACCCGGAGCCGAGGAGGAGGACGGAGGAGUUGUGGGGAUUCGCGUGCCCGGGGACGACCGGGGCCGACGACCCUUGGAUUAAUCCGCUGGCGGAGGGGGGGCCGGGGUUGGAGGGUUUGCCGUGCGAGCGGGUGCUGGUGACGGUGGCGGAGAAAGAUUUUAUCAGGGAGAGGGGGAGGGCGUACUACGAGGGGUUGAAGGGGAGCGGGUGGGGAGGGGAGGCGGAGCUGCUGGAGUCGGAGGGGAUGGGCCAUGUGUUCCAUCUCCUGGACCCCACCAGCGAGAAGGCCGUGGCCAAGAUGGAGCGCGUGGUUGCUUUCUUGAACUGCGCGUGAUUUGUCGCACCAGGGUCCCGAAACUGAUGUGGCCUGCAGAACUCUGGAAUAUUAUUGGCUGGACUUAUGCUCUUGGUGUUUAUGCUCUUGGAAUGGGGUGACGAGAGAAGACUGGUUCGAUUAGGUUGAAAAUUCAGCCAUUGAAAUGUAUUGGUCCAUUUGUAAUCUGCUGGGUGGCCCUUUGUUUAUAUAUGUUGGAAAAUAAAGUGACAUGCAAAUAUUUGCAAUAAUUUUAAAUA
Phoenix dactylifera (date palm) is the source of this 1270-nucleotide messenger RNA. RefSeq names its product tuliposide A-converting enzyme 2, chloroplastic-like. The record is from RefSeq and is a predicted model, not a curated record. NCBI's taxonomy places the organism in Eukaryota, Viridiplantae, Streptophyta, Magnoliopsida, Arecales, Arecaceae. Gene Ontology annotation, molecular function: hydrolase activity.